UUUCAGAGUGACCGACUCCUCAUCAAAGGUGGACGAAUCAUCAAUGAUGACCAGUCCUUCUAUGCUGACGUCUACCUGGAAGAUGGACUUAUAAAACAAAUAGGAGAGAACUUAAUAGUUCCUGGUGGAGUGAAGACCAUUGAGGCCAAUGGGCGGAUGGUGAUUCCCGGAGGUAUCGAUGUCAACACGUACCUGCAGAAGCCCUCCCAGGGGAUGACAACUGCUGAUGACUUCUUCCAAGGGACCAAGGCAGCACUGGCAGGCGGGACCACCAUGAUCAUUGACCAUGUUGUCCCUGAACCUGGGUCUAGCCUGCUGACCUCCUUCGAGAAAUGGCACGAAGCAGCUGACACCAAGUCCUGCUGCGACUAUUCCCUCCAUGUGGACAUCACGAGCUGGUACGAUGGCGUCCGGGAGGAGUUGGAGGUGCUGGUGCAGGACAAAGGUGUCAAUUCCUUCCAAGUCUACAUGGCGUACAAGGAUCUCUACCAGAUGUCUGAUAGCCAGCUCUAUGAAGCCUUCACCUUCCUUAAGGGGCUGGGAGCUGUGAUCUUGGUCCACGCGGAAAAUGGAGACUUGAUAGCUCAGCUAGAGGCCGAGGCUGUGUUUCGGGCCAUCACCAUCGCUGGCCGGAUCAAUUGCCCGGUGUACAUCACGAAGGUCAUGAGCAAGAGUGCAGCGGACAUCAUCACUCUGGCCAGGAAGAAAGGUCCCCUCGUGUUUGGCGAGCCCAUCGCUGCCAGCCUGGGGACCGAUGGCACCCACUACUGGAGCAAGAACUGGGCCAAGGCAGCGGCAUUCGUGACCUCUCCUCCUCUGAGCCCGGACCCCACGACACCUGACUACUUGACCUCCCUGCUGGCCUGUGGAGACCUGCAGGUCACAGGCAGUGGCCACUGUCCCUAUAGCACUGCCCAGAAGGCGGUGGGCAAGGAUAACUUCACUCUGAUCCCUGAGGGCGUCAACGGUAUAGAGGAGCGGAUGACCGUCGUCUGGGACAAGGCAGUGGCUACUGGCAAAAUGGAUGAGAACCAGUUUGUUGCCAUCACCAGCACCAACGCAGCCAAGAUCUUUAACCUGUACCCCAGGAAAGGGCGGAUUGCCGUGGGCUCAGACGCUGAUGUGGUCAUCUGGGACCCCGACAAGGUGAAGACCAUAACAGCCAAGAGUCACAAGUCGGCCGUGGAGUACAACAUCUUCGAGGGCAUGGAGUGCCACGGCUCCCCGCUGGUGGUCAUCAGCCAGGGCAAGAUCGUCUUCGAGGACGGCAACAUCAACGUCAACAAGGGCAUGGGCCGCUUCAUCCCGCGGAAGCCUUUCCCCGAGUAUCUCUACCAGCGUGUCAGGAUCAGGAGCAAGGUUUCUGGGUUGCAAGGUGUUCCCAGGGGCAUGUAUGACGGUCCUGUGUAUGAGGUGCCAGCCACGCCCAAAUAUGCAACCCCUGCCCCGUCUGCCAAGUCCUCGCCCUCCAAACACCAGCCCCCGCCCAUCAGAAACCUCCACCAGUCCAACUUCAGUUUAUCAGGUGCCCAGAUAGAUGACAACAACCCCAGGCGCACCGGCCACCGCAUCGUGGCGCCCCCUGGUGGCCGCUCCAACAUCACCAGCCUCGGUUGA
Puma concolor (puma) is the source of this 1617-nucleotide messenger RNA. NCBI's taxonomy places the organism in Eukaryota, Metazoa, Chordata, Mammalia, Carnivora, Felidae. The record is from RefSeq and is a predicted model, not a curated record.